AUGUGCAACUAUACCCAAAGAGAAUUCCACUGCGGCCACGUCCGCUGGAUUGUUUCGCGGUGGUGUCCGGUCUACACUCGCACGCAACGACGCUGUCCGCCGUGUGUCACGCAUUUCGAGUACAGGGGAGAUGAAGUCUGUGGCGAAUGCAAGCCUUCAGCACCGAUCGUGUGGGAGAGCAUGAUCAAGCGCAAUAACACGCCAGUCAGACUAUAA
Colletotrichum orchidophilum is the source of this 216-nucleotide messenger RNA. RefSeq lists its product as uncharacterized. The coding region runs from base 1 to 216 and encodes 71 amino acids. The transcript is spliced from 4 exons. The record is from RefSeq and is a predicted model, not a curated record. Lineage: Eukaryota; Fungi; Ascomycota; Sordariomycetes; Glomerellales; Glomerellaceae.